AUAUGGCUUGAAUCAUGUAUUUUUUUUUUUUUAUAAAGUACUUGAAGCAGUUUUUACAUAUAUUAUCUGUUUGCCUCCUGGGAGAUAAAUAAAGACCUUUUAAAAGCUGAGUUUUUAUUUUUUUAAAACUUUUAUUAUGGAAAAUGUCAAAUGUAAAAAGAAGUAGAAUGAAAUAAUGAACUUCAUGUACCCAUCACUCAGGUUGAACAGUCACCAAUUUAUGAGGCCAGUCUCCUUUUAGCUAUAAGGACCUCGUAACCCCUCUCCAGUUUCUUACAUGUUUUAAUAAAUACCUACAUCAAGUGGUAAAUAGAGACAAGAUAGCACAGGGCAGCUAAAUUUAGGGAAGCACACCAAGGAAGACAGAAGGAAAUAGCAGUUGUGAGCUAUCAAACAGAUUCUUUCUCUGCUUUUGUCCUUCACUUUUUUUUAAUAGGUUGGUAUCACUCUCACAUUUGUUUUGUAAUAUACCCACUUUCAGAUUAAAUUUUAUACCCUUUUGUUCUCCCUAAUUGUUUUUUUUCCUCAAGGAUGUCUACAUUCUUUAUUUUUAUUUGCUUUUCAUUUAUAUGAAAAUGUUGGGAGGUCUGUGGCAGGGCAUGAAAUUUAAUUUGCCCUGGGACCAAACACUUAACUGGAAAUGUCUUUUUGAUCAUCUGGAUUGCAGAAGAGAAGUUGUUUUUAUCUGUAUGGCAGAUUAAUCAAAAUAAGCUUUGUUGUGAUCAUGGCUCUGGUGACUCUAGUCCCUCCCUAGAAGUUAUUUAAAAUUGUCAAUAUUCAAAUAGUUGAUUGCCAGCUUUAACCAUUCUGCUAGAUUUGAACACUUUGUGGCAUAGAUUCUGGGAAAAAUCUUUAUUUGGUCUUCUAAAAAUGGAAAUUGACUAUCAAGAUUUAAAUAACAUAAUUUUCCAGAAAUUAUAAAAUUGGCAUUCUUUUAGUGAUAAAAGUACUAUAAAAGAUUUAAAGAGAGGGCCUUGAGCAGAGUUUGACUCUUUUUUUUUUUUCUGGACUGAAAUGGAGGCUUUCUUUCAAGCGAAUUCCCUGAUGUUUGCUGUGUGUGAUUUGGCUCCAUCUCUGUAACUACUAAUAUACGGCAUGGACUUCCAGCUGCCUGGGAUCUGGAUGUGCCUAAAGUCUGUAUUGCAAGUCCGGAUUCAUAGGCAUUGUGUUACAAAACUGGCUUGCUGCCUUUUCUGUUUUCUGUGUCCUGAGUAGCUGCAUUGUUUGUUGCAGUAAAUGCAUUAGCUGUUGUCUGCGUUCAGUUUCUUGCAGGCUGACAAAGUGGGAGGGGCUUUGUUUGAUACAUAACUGAGUUUUCACUCUGUGAGUUCUUGAGUGCACAUUGCAGCCAUCUUAAUUACACUUGAGUGCAACUGAGACAGUGCAGCUGUCUCAAAAUGGCUGCUAGCCUAGUCUUUGUAGCUGCCUAGUCAGUAACUGCCAGUGUGGAGAACUGUCACAUGUAUCACAAGCAGAGAUUCAAAAUGGAUGGUAUAGAAGAACCUCAGAAGAAAGUCUUUAAGGCUCGAAAAACAAUGAGAGCGAGUGAUCGUCAACAACUGGAAGCAGUUUACAAGGUCAAAGAAGAACUGUUGAAAACUGAUGCCAAGCUGUUAAAUGGUAAUCAUGAAAAUGGAGAUUUGGACCCAACAUCACCUUUGGAAAAUAUGGAUUAUAUUAAUGACAAGGACGAGGUGAAUGGCAUUGAAGAAUUUUGCUUUAAUCCUGAAAAAAGUAACUCAGAAUGGAAAGAAACAUCUUGUUCCUUAAAUGUUAAUGUAAAAAACAAGCCAGAUGAUGAGUUAAAGUGUGAACCUUUGUCUCCUAGUAAUAUAACUCCUGAAAUAACCUCUAAACUGACCACUGAACUAGAUUCUGGUGAUCCAGCUUCAGGUGAUCUGGAUAUUGGAGAUCCAUCAGCCUCUGGAGAUCUGGCCUCUGAAGUAUUAACCUGUAGUGACCCCACCUCUGGCAAUCCCACUUCUGGUGAUCCCACUUCUGGUGAUCCCACCUCUGGUGUUCCCACCUCUGAAGAGCCUGCCUCUGGUGAUCCUGCCUCUGGUGAUCCUGUCUCUGGUGACUUUAUCUCUGGUGAGUCAGUCUCUGGUGAACCGGUCUCUGGGGAGCCAGUCUCUGGUGAGCCAGUCACCAGAGAGCCAGUCUCUAGUGAACUGAUACCUGGUGAGCCUGUCUCUGAUGAACUGGUCUCGGGUGAACCAGUGCCUGGUGAACUGGUCUCCGGUGAACCAAUAAUCUCCAGUGAUCCGACCUCUGAUAAUUCAGCCUCUGAUGAUCUGGCGGGUGAUGAUCCAGCCUCUGGUGAUCUGGCUUCUUGUGAUCCAGCUUGUGGUGAUCUAACCACUGGUGAUCAGGCCUCUGCUGAUCCGGCCUCUGGUGACCUGGUCUCUGAUGAACUGACUUCUGAUAAACCAACUUCUGAAUCAGCCUUUGAUCCCACCUUUGAACCAAGUUCUGUACCCAUUUGUGAGCCAGUUCCUAAUACUGACAAUAUAGAGCCUAGCAAUAAAGAUCAUGGUUUUCUUGAAAAAAAUGGGGAUGAUGAAAAGUUAGAUGAAAUUUUCUCAUUUGAUGAGAAAAAUAAAGCUGAUAGUAAUAUUGAUGACGAUGAAGAAACUCUAGAAGCAGAUGAUACAAUUAUUUGUCCAGAUCUACCUCCUGAAAAUGAAAAGCAGGUAGAGGAAGAUACAGUCACAGAACCUGUUCUUGAAGAAGAAGCUAUAUCUAGCAGUACAGAAAUUGACCAAAAUGAAAAGAAUGAAGAUGAAAAUUCUACCGACCUCACAGAAUCUAUUAGUGAAAAUGUUAUGAAAGAUGACAAAAAUGAGAAUAUCUUAGAAAAUACAGAUUCUAUGGAGACAGAUGAAAUUAUUCCUAUUUUGGAAAAGCUUGCACCUGCUGAAGAUGAACUUACUUGCUUUUCUAAAACUUGUCUUCUUCCAAUUGAUGAAACAAAUCCAGAUUUGGAAGAGAAGAUGGAAGGUUCUUUUGGUUCACCAUCUAAACAAGAAAGUAGCGAGAGUUUGCCAAAAGAAGCCUUUUUGGUUCUCUCUGACGAAGAGGAUAUUUCAGGUGAAAAAGAUGAGUCCGAAGUUCUAUCACAAAAUGAGACAUGCUCUCCAGAAGUAAAAAAUAAUGAAAAGGACAGGAAACCAGAGGAAGAAGAGCAAGUAAUACCUGAAGAUGAAAGACCUGAGAAAAUUGAAUUUUCCAGAAGAAAACGGUCUAAAUCAGAGGACAUGGAUAAUGUACAGUCCAAACGCCGUCGAUACAUAGAAGAAGAAUAUGAGGCAGAAUUUCAAGUAAAGAUUACAGCCAAAGGAGAUAUUAACCAGAAACUACAAAAGGUUGUACAGUGGUUGCUGGAAGAAAAAUUGUCUGCGCUACAGUUUGCUGUAUUUGAUAAGACUUUGGCAGAAUUGAAAACACGAGUGGAAAAGAUCGAAUGUAACAAGAGGCAUAAAACAGUUCUUACUGAAUUACAGGCCAAGAUAGCCAGGUUAACCAAACGCUUUGGAGCUGCCAAAGAAGACCUAAAGAAAAGACAAGAAAGUCCACCAAACCCACCUGUACCUGUAUCACCAGGAAAGUCUGUAGUUGAUGUCAACAGCAGUAAUAAUGUACCGUACAGAAAUACAGGUACAGUGAGACAGUUGCUGGAGUCUAAAAGAAAUGUAAGUGAGAGCACACCGCCAUCCUUUCAGACCCCUGUGAAUACAGUGUCUUCAACGAGUCUUGUCACUCCUCCAACAGUUGUCAGUAGUCAACCUAAACUGCAGACUCCAGUGACUUCGGGUUCUUUGACAGCAACAUCAAUUCUUCCUGCACCCAGUACAGCUACAGUAGUGGCUACUACUCAGGUGCCUAGUGGAAAUCCCCAACCUACAAUCUCUUUACAAUCUCUACCUGUGAUUUUGCACGUACCUGUUGCAGUAUCCUCUCAGCCUCAGCUCCUGCAGAGCCAUCCGGGGACUUUAGUGACUAAUCAACCAUCUGGCAAUGUUGAAUUCAUUUCUGUACAGAGCCCACCUGCAGUGAGUGGUCUUACCAAAAAUCCAGUAUCCUUGCCAUCCUUGCCAUCCUUGCCAAACCCCACUAAAACAAACAAUGUUCCUUCUGUGCCCAGUUCUACUAUUCAAAGGAACUCUCCUGCCAGUGCUGCACCAUUAGGAACAACACUUGCUGUACAGGCUGUUCCAACAGCACACUCUAUUGUACAAGCCACAAGGACUUCUUUACCCACAGUAGGCCCAUCAGGACUUUACAGUCCAUCAAAUAAUAGAGGUCCUAUACAGAUGAAAAUUCCAAUUUCUGCUUUUAGUACUUCGUCAUCUGCAGAACAGAGCAGCACUACUACCCCAAGAAUUGAAAACCAGACAAACAAAACAAUAGAUGCUUCUGUUAAUAAAAAAGCGGCUGAUAGCACAUCACAGAGUGGAAAAGCCACUGGCAGUGAUUCAGGUGGUGUCAUUGACCUCACAAUGGAUGAUGAAGAGAGUGGAGCUUCACAAGAAACUAAAAAGCAAAAUCAUACUCCUGUGUCAGCCAUGGCUUCUUCUCAGCCUGUGUCUCGACCGUUGCAACCUAUCCAGCCGGCACCGCCUCUUCAACCGUCUGGGGUGCCAACAAGUGGACCAUCUCAGACAACGAUACACUUACUACCUACAGCUCCAACCACCGUGAAUGUAACACAUCGUCCAGCAACUCAGGUGACCACAAGGCUUCCUGUACCAAGAGCUCCUGCAAACCAAGUGGUUUAUACAACUCUCCCUGCACCACCAGCUCAGGCUCCCCUGCGAGGAACUGUCAUGCAGGCUCCUACUGUUCGGCAGGUCAAUCCCCAAAAUAGUGUCACAGUUCGAGUGCCUCAAGCAACUACAUACGUUGUAAACAAUGGACUAGCCCUGGGAUCAGCAGGACCUCAGCUCACAGUGCACCACCGACCACCACAAGUGCACACCGAGCCCCCACGCCCUGUGCACCCAGCUCCCUUACCAGAAGCCCCACAGCCACAGCGUCUGCCCCCAGAAGCUGCCAGCACAUCUCUGCCUCAGAAGCCACACUUGAAGUUAGCACGAGUUCAGAGUCAAAAUGGCAUUGUACUGUCAUGGAGCGUUCUGGAAGUGGAUCGAACCUGUGCCACUGUUGACAGCUACCAUCUCUAUGCUUACCACGAGGAGCCCAGUGCCACCGUCCCCUCACAAUGGAAAAAGAUUGGAGAGGUAAAGGCACUUCCUUUGCCCAUGGCAUGCACUCUCACCCAGUUUGUAUCUGGCAGCAAAUAUUACUUCGCAGUACGGGCCAAGGAUAUUUAUGGACGUUUUGGACCUUUCUGCGAUCCUCAGUCAACGGAUGUGAUCUCUUCUGCCCAGAGCAGUUAAACCUUGGAGCCUUUAUCUCUUUCUCUUUGAAAAGUUCCACUUUUUGGUCUUGUUUUAAUCUUGUGCAUGAUACUCAUUGUAAAAUUUACAUUGUGCAAGAUUUCUUGGACCAAUGUGUAUAUACACUACAUUUGUUUAUAAUCAGAGUUAAAUAAACUCAGCCCAUAAAGCAAGAAUCUUUUCCUGGACAAUUCAAGCUUCAAGGUUUUGAAAUGUAAACAUGCACCUUCCUUUAGUUUUGAGGCUGGGGGAUAUGUAUGGGUGUUUGUGUGGGCUUUUUUUUUUUUUCCUAUUUAUAUGUUUAUUGCCGUGGAAUCUCCCAUUUUCAUUCUCAGAUUUACCUCUCUUUUAGUAUAAAGUAAGUAUUGAUAGAUCAAAGGAUAUGAGGUAUUUAACUGGCAUGAUUCUGCUCCUAAGGGAUCUGUAGAUUCAUAGUUAAAUAAUUUUAACAAAAUCUAAACAAAAACCCAAAGGAAAAAAAAGCAAAAUGGUUAAGUAGUUUAAAAUAGGUUAAUUUGAACACAAGAAAGGAUCUGUUCAUCUUUUUUUUUUUUUUGUCUCUCUGGGUUGUUAAUUUGGUCAACAUCUGUGAUGGCCCCUCCCUUUUCUAAGUUUUACUUUUACAUUUAUUUUUGUGCCUUAAAGAUUAACUACAAAAAUAAGCAUGGCCAUUUGUCCAUUGUUUACUCUUCCCUUUCAGCCUUUUAAUAUUUUUCCUUCAUGUCCACAAAAUAUAGCACACUCCCUCAAGUAGAUUUUAAACCAAGGCUUUUAUGUAUGUUCUUUGUCAGUGGCAUUACUACAUUUAACUCCAAAAAUUUGACUUGCUAUUUUUUCUAAGAAUAUAAAUGCUUUUAUUUUUGGUCACUAUUUAAAUUAACUUUAUGUAAAGUGGACCAAGAGAAGACUAUGUGAAGAAAAUUUUCCUUCAAACUUAUUUUAGUAUCUGUGUUCACACUGUGUUAGAAAUUAUGAAAACAAUUCUAGUUAAUCGCUCAAAGCGUAUGUAGUAUUCUUUCAAAGGAAAGAGUCAAAUUCACAAAACACAGUGAGCUGAAAUAUUAAUGGAAAAGAUCCAUUAUUUCUAUUCUCAUAACAUUAUUUGUUAACAUUUGACUUCAUUUUGAUGGUGCCAAGUUUUGUCUGAUUUACCCUAUGUCAGCUUUGGAUAGCAUUUAAACUAUAUCCUUUGGGGUCAUUUUAUGUAACAUUUAGAUAUAACUUACUGUGCAUCUCUGCUCCUCUUCAAAGUUCAUCAGAUUCAGCAUAGGUCUUGCAUUUUCCAUAUGAGUGGCAGCUCUGUUGGUAUUAGGUAGUUUUUUUGAGUAUAGUUUAGGACAGGACUGCUGGGUACAUUUGGGGUUGGGAAUGUGGUUGGGAAUAUUUUAAAAGGAAUUUAUGGAGUUUGUGAAAUAAUUUAUCAAGUCAUCUUCCCUUACCACAUUUGAAUUCAUAUUUCUACCUUCUGAAAUUAUACCUCUUGAAAUUAUAGGAGGGAGCUAUCCCUUCUAUUAAUGCUGCUUUGUUUGCAAUUUUGAUGGCUUGUAAUCGGAAGCGUUCCAGUUGUAGUCUUCAGAGACUUUCCCCAGUCCGUGUAUGUUGUUAGGUGUGAAGUUUGAUUGAUGCUGAAGAAAGCCUACGGAUUGCCAAACUAUCAAUGCUCCAGAGCCUUCCUUUCACUUUCAGAAAAUAAGACCACACAAGAAUUAAAGUUUCCAGGAAUCAAAUUUGCCAACCAACUAUGUAGAUAAUACUCACUCUAGGACUAAUGACCAUGGUAAAAAGGUUGCCAAUGUCAUGCCAAUGAAAAUUUCAAAAGGGAGAUACCUUCUAGAUGUAUAUGAACACUUAUCUGUAUCUGCAUGUGUGUAUGUUUCUACCUGCAAUGGUUGCAAUGUUGAUUAUGUGUUCAAGAUCAUUCCUGUCAACAGAAUAGAAAGCUCAUGUUCACAGUUGUUUUUUUAUUGGCCGGUUUUAUGGCCAUGUGAUAACAAUUUGCUUACCUAGCCUAGAAAAGGUUACCUUGGUGAAUGCUUUUAUUUAUAUUCACUGAUUCUUUUUAAAAAACCUUCAUAGCAUUAUAUAAUCAUGUGAAGAAAGCCCAGUAAAAUGAAAACAUUACAUUGUUUGGGCCUAUAUUGUGUUUUCUGUUAAAGAAAAGAAUUCUCAAGUAGUAACCUAAAAAUAGAUUUACUACAGUAAAAUAAUUUUUUUAUUCCAGAUGGUGGAAGGAAGGUACAAAGAAAGAUUGUAAUUAUUUGAGGAAAAAUCGUAUUAUAAAAAGUCUCCUCAAGUUAGCCUGCUAUGGGAUUUAUAGGCAACAGCUAUUUUGGAUUAACUGAAAGCUGCUAGGCUAGAACUCUAGUCUUUUAUUCGGGGCAGGUUUUAAUGUUGAUGAGCACUUUUUGUUUGGUUUGUUUCUUUUGGGAGAGAGAAUGGAGGACUCUACUAGAAAUAGCUACUGAUUAUAGACUUUCUGUAGCAGUUCACACCCCAUGAUAGCUUUUUAAAAUUCGUGGUACCUUAUCACAAAGUAUCACAAAUAAGCUUGUUUUUCCCAUUUUGGGAAUGCAAGUUUAAUAAAUUUUUAGCCUGACAAUACUUGUAUUAAGUAUUUGUUGGAAAUCCUGGAAAUUUCUGAUAUUUGAACCCAAAAUGUAGGGUGUUUAUAUGGCAUUUAGAGCUGUCAGUGACGUCUCUUUACUUUGCACUUUGUUAGAGUGAUGUUCACCCUGUUGUGUGAGUAAGCCUCUUUUCCAGAACUAUGUUAUUGCCAGUGAGUUUAUAAAUUACAUACAGUGAUAACAUCUGUAUUGUUGACAGUUAGCUUGAUGACGUAACUAUAUCCCUCUAUUUCCCUGGACUCACUUUUUGAAGUAUGCAGCGUAUUGUAUACUGUUUAACACAGUAGAAGUUAAUGAGAAAAGUGAAGGGAGCUUUCUUCCAUGGAAAGUGAGUAUUUAUUGUGGUACCAUUUGCCUCACAGCAAGAUGUUCCCCACUCUCCCCACCCCCAUUGUCAGAUAAAUGAAAGAUUUGUCUGAAAAACAAGUUCUAGAGUAAGGAUCUUAGAAUCUUAGGCACAUCUCUGCAGAACUCCUUAGGCAGGCUGUACCAUACAGUUUUCUUACUGUAUUGCAUAAGUGUUAACUUAGUUUUUGUUGUUUGCUCUUUUGAGUAUAUUUUCUAAAUUAUUAUUUAUGCAACAAGGUGUUGAUAUGCAUGACAUGCAUUUAUCUUGUUCCACAAAUUUUCUAGUACUGUACAAGAUUAACAAAAUAAUGCCUGUGGUAUCCUCCUCUCUCGCUUUUAUACACAUGAUUUUAGCACUGUGGAGUACUGCAAAGACCUUCCAAGUGUUCUCGCUGACUUUCCUUCUUGGGCUAUUUCAGUAUCUUACGAUUCACAUGUUGUUUUAAUUUUAUCAUUGACUAGUUGUCUUUGGCCUGUUUUAUUCUAAUUUCCAAACAAAAAUCAUGUCCCAGUAUUAGAUUAUUGCAGAUAACUUUAUUUAAAAACCAAUGUAUGAUUCUGCCUUCCUUACUGAGCACACGGAUUCCUCCUCCCCCUUUUUUUGUACAUUUUGGCACAAAGAAAAAGAUUAGAUCAGUUCUUAUGAGGUGUUCUGUUAGUGUCUCGGACUUACAUAAUUCCUAAACUCUAUUCCUCUUGAGCCAGCCAAUGAAUGGGGAGGAAUGGUACAAUACAAAGUUUUAUCAUGCUAAAUAACUUUUUUUAAUUUGUAGAGUCAGCUAAAUACCAAUCAUGUAUAUUUAAAUGAUGUACUUUUUUUAAAGUUUUGUUUGUAAAUAAGGUAACUGGGCAAUCAAACACCUUUUGGGGAUUCUGGCUUUAGUAUCUCAUCAGCCAUUUCAAAGUUAAAUAUAAAAAUAAAUCCUUUGUAGGAAAAUUACAUUCUGAUUUUUUUUAUUGCAGUUGAAAGUGUAAAUAGUAAGACAAUGUAAGACCUUCAUAAUGUCUAAUAUAAACUGGGCUAUAGCAAGCUGCCCUAUUUUUAUUAGGUUUUAAAGGUUUUUGUGUUUGUCUUCCCCCCCGCCCCCAAAUGUACAGUAGACUGGUGUCUGUAUAAGUGUUAACUGUAGUGGGAUUUUGUCCAGCAAGCCUGAAAUUUAUACUUUGAAAUAAACUACUGGGUUUUUAAAAUU
Molecule: messenger RNA, 9564 nt
Organism: Phyllostomus discolor (pale spear-nosed bat)
Lineage: Eukaryota; Metazoa; Chordata; Mammalia; Chiroptera; Phyllostomidae
Gene: ATF7IP
Product: activating transcription factor 7 interacting protein
Exons: 15
Coding region: 1461-5399 (1312 amino acids)
Biological process (GO): regulation of DNA-templated transcription
Cellular component (GO): transcription regulator complex; nucleus
Molecular function (GO): transcription coregulator activity; protein binding
Source: RefSeq, a predicted model, not a curated record